Coccomyxa subellipsoidea C-169 is the source of this 6066-nucleotide messenger RNA. RefSeq lists its product as hypothetical. The coding region runs from base 1 to 6066 and encodes 2021 amino acids. The record is from RefSeq and is a predicted model, not a curated record. Lineage: Eukaryota; Viridiplantae; Chlorophyta; Trebouxiophyceae; Coccomyxaceae. The transcript has 28 exons.
AUGCAGCAAGUUGACAGGAAGGAGGAGUUACGCCUUGCAGGCUUGAAGAAGGCUGUGACCCUUGAAGAGGAAUUUCUCUCAGUAGCAGGGCUGUCAGAAGAGGGCCCCUCAGCCCUAGAAGAUGUGGUGGAGCGGCUGCAGGCUCAGCUGGAUGCAGCGCUGGCAGCCAGGGAGCAGGAAGAGCAGGAGCUGGCAGUGUCCCAGCGCCAGACUGAGAGUGCAGUGGGUCAAUUGCGAGAGGCUCACCUCCGCAUGGAUGAGAUGGAGGAGGCAAAUGAAAAGCUGGUGACUGAGCUGGCUGAGACAAAAGCAAAGGGUAGCGGCGACGCAGAAGCGCUGGGCCGGGCCAAGCAGCAGCUUGCGGAGCUGUCCGAGGACCUGGAAGCAGCCAAUAGGGAGCUAGAGGAUGUGGGCGACUUCCGCCGGGAGAUUGCGCAGAUGCGGCAGCGCGAGAUCACGCGCGAGGAGGAGCUGGUGGACGCGCAGGAACGCCUGAAACAUAUGCAGGCCGAGCUCACCGCCGUCAAGGCCGCUGCGCGCACUAACGUGGCCGAACUCGAGCGCCUGCGCGCCGUAAUGCUGCCAAUGCCAGCGGACGGCGAAGGCGAGCCGUCAGUGGUUUCUCUAAAGGAGGAGCUGACGGCUGCGCGCGAGCGCAUUGCUGAGCUGGAGGCUGUGCUGCAGAGCAGCUCCCCAGGCGAUCCCUCCGACAAGGAGGCCAGGAAGGCUGAGAGGGCGGCAAAGCGGUGGCAGCUGCGGCUGAAGGAGGCGGAGGAGCGCGUGGCCGACCUGAAUGCUCGCGCUGGGCUGGCCAAGCAGCGCAUCACCAUCCUGGAGCAGGAACUCGAGGCCGCGCAGGGCACCGCCAAAGACCUGCAGGCGCAACUCGCCGCCCAGAAGUCUGCUGCUGCAGCUCAGCAUGCCGAGCUCCAGCGGAAGCUCAAGAAGACGUCCGAGUCGCUGGCGAGGUCUCAGCAGCAGGCCAAGCAGGCGGAUGGGGAAGCCGAGCAGAUGGAGAAAGCCUUCCGCGUGCUCCAGCAUGAGAUGGCGGAGAUGGGCCGCAAGAUGGCAGUGGAUGCGAGCGCGGAGGGCAAGGGAUCACGCGCAUCGGCCGAGGCGCAGGCGUCGGCCGCGGCCGAGCGUGCCCGUCUGGAGCACCAGGUCGGGCAGCUCAGGAGCGAGCUGGCAUCCGCGCACAGCGCCGCGGCCGCCGACUGCAGCUCCCUCGAGCAGCGCCUUGCUGAGAUGGACGGCCGGCUGCACAGCAUGCGCGGCGCGGCCGCCGAUGCGGACGCACGAUUUGAGCGGAAGAUCGAGGAGGUGAGGCAGCUGGAGGCAACGCUGGCGGAGACGCGCGCCAUGGCGGACGGUCGCCUGUCGAAGAUCCGCGCGGAGCUGUCAGCGGUGCGUUCGGAGGCGGCCGCACGGGCGCGCGACCUGGAGGGCCAGCUGGCGGAGGCCCGCGUCUCCAGGAGCCACUCGCCGCGCCUGGAAUCUCUGGCUAAGGCUGAUGCUGCGGAGAGGCGCACCCUGGAGCUGGAAGCGCAGCUGGAUGCGGCGCGCGAGGGCAACUGGAAGGCGCAGGCGAGAGCAGCAGAGCUGGAGUCAGAGCUGAUAGGUGCCCAGAAGCGCCUGCAGGAGCUUGAGGCCACGCAGGCGUCGCAUGCUGACCUGUCAGCGCAGCUCGCUGCCUCAGAAGACGCUUGCCACGCUUCCGAAAGCCAGCUCAGCGCUGCAUUGGAAGCAGCGCAAGGGAAGGAUCAACAGCUUCAGGACGCCAAUGAAGCUGUCGCUGCGGCAGAGCAGGCGAGAGCAACUUUUGCAGAUGAGUUAGCAGCUGCAAAAGAGGAAAAUGAAGCGGCGAAUGCGGAGGUUGCCAAGGCCAGAGCUUCAGCGGAUGAGCACGCCUGCAAGGUCGCUGAGCUGGCGGCUGAGCUGGCGGCGGCUCGGCAGGCCAUGGAGGAGAUGGAGGCGGCCGCGGCCGCGGCGCAGCACCGCUCGGAUCAGAACAUCGCUGACCUGGCUGCUGAGGUGGCCGCCGGCCGCGCACAUGCGCAAGUACAGCUGGACGGCAUGACCGCUGAGCUGGCAGCCCUGCAGGCCGCCACAGAUGACUCCCUGGCGCAGGUGCGCACCGAGACGGCUGAGGUGGCAGAGCUAGCCCGCUCUGCCACAGCCGCUCUGGCCGCAGCGCAGACCCGUGUGAGCCAGCUGGAGUCAGAAGCCGGCGUGUCUGCUGCGAAGCUUGCCGACGCAGAGGCCGCCAGCCAAGAGGCGUCUGCACAUCUUGCAGAGGCCAACACCCGGGCGGACGCUCUCGAGGCCUCUCGGCAGGAGGUGGCGGGAGAGCUGGCAGAGGCAAAGUCCAGGGUGACAGCGCUCGAACAGGAGCAUGGGGAGGGCAGCGCCAAGCUGGCUGAGGCGCUGGAGAGGGAGGCCGGGCUGCAGGCGCAGCUGGCCAAGGCGAGGGAUGAAGCCUGGGAGAGCUGCAACAAGGCUGCUGAGCUGGCCGAUGAGCUCGCAGCAGCGCGCAAGGCUCAGGAAGAGCUGCAGACUCAGCUCGAGGGAGCCGCUGCAGGCAGCAAGGAGCGGCUUGUGCAGCUGGAGACAGAGGCUGCUGAUGCACGUGAGCAGCUGGAGCAACUCAGUGCUGCUGUGCAGCAGAAGGAGAGUGAGCGCCUGCAAGUCGCAGAGGAGGCUGCAGCAGCAAAGAGGACGCUGUCAGACAUGGAGUCGCAGGCCAGCAUUACGCAGGGCACAUCUCAAACGCUGCAGACCGAGCUGCAGAAGCUGGUGCUGCAGCUGGCCGCAGAGCAGGCCGAUCACAGGAAGGCCACAGCACGCGCACAGGAGCUGCAGGGCUCGCUCUCGGCAGCCGAGUCAGCCGCAGCCGCCGUCCAUCAUGACCUGGUGACCGCGGUGGCGGCAAGGGACUCCCUGCAAGCCUCCCUGUCUGACAACAGCGCCAGCGUGGACGCCGCCGAGGCUGACCUGGCCGCCACCAGGAAUAAGCUGGCGUCCGCACACGCGGCUCUGGCUGCUAAGGAGAGUGAAAUCGACGCGGUGUUGCAGCAGAGGGCGGUCGACACGCAGGCGGCACAGCAGAGUAUGGUAGACAAAGAAGCCGCACUUGCCGCCACAAGGGACGAGCUUGUGGCGGCACAAGCGUCACUGGUUGCAAAGGAGAGUGAACUUGAGGCGGCUCUGCAACAGAGGACGGUCGAGGCGCAGGCUGCACAGCAGAGCAUGGCGGACAAAGAAGCCGCGCUCGCAGCGGCGCAGGCCAAAGUGCAGGCUGGAGAGGAGAGCACAACGGACAAGGACGCUGCGCUAGCUUCGGCGGAGGCCAGGAUGCAGGCUCUGCAGGAGCAGCUCGACACGGCCGCGGCGGAGGCUGCGGAUGCGCAACAACAAACUGCACAGGUGCAGCGUCUGCUGGAGGACGCUCAAGCCACCCAAUUGCAAGCCGCCGGCAACUUGGUAACAAUGCAAGCGCGCCUGGACAGCACUGUCGAGGAAAGCAGUGCAGCCCAGGCGCAGAUCAAGGCGCUUGAGGAGAGGCUGCGGGGUGAGUCAGAUAUUGCUGGGAGGGUGGCCCAACUUGCGGAUGAGGUGGCGGAGGGGACCCGGCGAGCCACUGAGCUGGAGGCUGAGCUGGCGCACGCCCGGGAAGCCACCGCGCAGCUGCAGGAGACCCUGGCCAGCACCACCGGCGAGCUGGCUGCGAAACUGGCCGCACUGCAGGCGGAGGAGGCACAGGCGCAGGCACGCAGGAUGGGUGCGGAGUUGGAGGAGGCCAGACGGCUGCUUGGAGAGAAGGAGGCAGAGUCAGAGACGCUGAGAGAAAUGGUGGCCGGCUGGGAGGAGGCCUUUGCGCAGGCCCAAAAGGAGAUCGAGCAGCUCAAGGCCACCGCCGCCGCUGCCGCCCCGCGGGAGGUGGAGGCAGGGGAUGCUGCGAGGGAGGAGAGCUUGGAGGGCCUGCGUUCAAAGCUGCGCGGCGCCGUCAAGAAGGGCAAGGCCAUUGACAAAGCGCGCGCUGAGCUGGAGGAGACUGUCGCCACACUGCGUUCUGACCUGGAGGCAUCUGCAGCUGCCACAGCAUCUGCUGAGACUCGAGCAAAUGCCCUGGAGGGUGACCUGGCCGCAAGAGAUGAGGCACUGUCCAAGGUUUGGGCUGAUUUUGCCGCGCUGGAGGUCAGCUUCCAAGGGGCUCAAGAGACAACAGGACGGCUGGAAAAGGACUUGGCUGCUGCGACGGUGGAGCUGCAAAGGGUGCAGAGCGAGGCGGAGUCCCAUAAGGUGUUAGCCAAAACGGCUCUCCAGGCGAAGGAGGCGGAUCUCGCGGAGACGAGUGGCCAGCUUGCAGAGACCCUAAAUAAGGUGGAGAGUCUGCAGGAGGUCAUCAGCGGGGCGAGGGCUGCGGAGGAGCAGGGCCGUGCCACGCUGGCUGCUGAGCUGGCAGAAGCGCGGCGCCAGCUGGACGAUGUGACUCGCCAGCUCACCGACGCGCGGCAGCGGCAGACGUGCGCGGCCGCCAAGGCCGAGGAGCAGGCAGACCGCGCAGACAAGUGGGAGAGCCAGUGCAUUGGUGCUACGGUGCGGGCGGAGAGCGCAGAAGCCAAGCUGGACAGGCUCCGUGCUGAGCUGGCGGACGCGCAGGCGGCUGCCGGGCAGCUGAGCGGCGCCCUCGCGCAGCUGGAGGAGGCCAGGCGGCAGCUGCACACGCAGGAGGAAGCUGCCACGGCCCUGGAAUAUGUGCUGGCGCAAAAGGACGAGCGGCUGUCUCAGCAGGGCGACGCAGCCGACAGGCUGACAGAGGCUCUUGCGCAGAUAGAUGAAAUGCAAGCUGAGGCGCAAACCGUAGAGCUGGAUGCGAAGGCCAGCGCCCUCUCGCAGCUUGAGGGCCGGCUCGCCGACGCAGCAGCAGCCAGGAAAACUGCAGACGAGCUGCGGCAGAAGAACAUGCAGCUGGCCCUGCAGCUGGAGCGCACCUCGCAGCAGCUGGCCGCCUCAGAAGAGUCCAGGAUUGAGUCCGAUGCGCUGUACGAGGAGGCAAUGGCGCAGCUGCAGCAGCAGGAGGACCGAGCCGAGGACGCUGAGCAGAAUCUUGCGCGCCUCCACCAGCUGCAGGGCAAACGGCCUGGACAGAGUGGGGAGUCGCCGCCGCAAACCACGCAGCCCAGCUCGAAUCCAGCGCAGGACAAUGCCGUUCCCUCCGACAGUGAAUCUGAGCAGCAGAAUGAGCAGCGGAGCAAUGGGGAGCUAGCGGCGAUGGUGGCGACAGACGCCGGAACGGCGCUUGCCAUGCUGGCGCGAGCAGAGGCCCGGGCCGGGGACGUGGCGCAGCGCAUCGGCCGCUCUCACAGCCUGGAGGUGGUUGCGUGUGCAGCCAAGCUGGAUGCCCAAGUGGGGGUCCUUGCACUGGCGCUGGAGGAGCAGCAGGCAGACUUGGAGCACAAGGCACAGCAGCUGGCCUGCGCGGCGGAAGAGCAGGUACAGGUGUUAGAGCAGGAGAGGUCGCAGCUGAGCGGCGCGCUGGAGGCUGCCACUGCAGACAGGGAUGACCUGCAGCAGCGCUUGAGCCUCAUGCAAGCCGCCACCCCCAGCCGCAGCAGCUACCGAGCGUCCGCAGACGACUCGCCGGAGCAACCCAUGACCCAGCUGCUGCAGCGCUCGCACGCCAGCUCAGCCGCCUCCGCACUGCCACCAAAUCCCGCUCAUUCGCGCAAGGCUGCCGGCGCUCGGCGGCCGGAUGACUACGACCCGGAGGCUGCCUUGCUGGAAGAUGACGAGGACGGAGGCCCCAGCACUUCCGGGGGCGCGUACACGCCGCACCCGAGCCGGCUGGCGUCGGAAUUCCGGCCCCUCACGAGCGUGGCUCUGCUGCAACGCGCGCCCGCGCAGGCCGCCACGGCAGCGCAGCAGUUUGACCGCGUGACCUCCUCCAGCCUGCGCUGGCUGCAGGGCCAGCCAUAUGGGCGCGUGGGUCUGCUGCUCUACUUCUUCGCUGUGCAUAUCCUCCUCAUCUUCUGCCAGUUUUCCACACAUGCGGCCGGCAUGCCAUAA